AUGGCGUUUCCCGGCUGGGUGUUUCGGCAGAGGGGCUUUUUAGUGGCCUUGGAGUUUGUGACCCAGGAGCUGCGCCACACCGUUCAAGUCCGGUUUCAGGUGCACCGUCCAGAACUGGGGGAAGAUUGCGAGGAGACCACCAACAUCACAGGCCUGCCCCUUGCUUCUCAAGGAAACGGGACUCGGUCACCGCUGGACUGUUCGGCUGGGUUCCAGUGGUGCCCUUGGAGCAACGCCUGCCUGCCGCUGGAGAGCUGUUGUGACCCAGCAAUGUGUGCCAACGGCUCCGCUGCCAGCAAGGCUGACCCCAAUCCUUGCCUUCAUGAAAACCAUCUCCGGAACAGGCUGCUGGAAGAGUCGUUUUUUGACGUACUUCCUGGACCCUCCAAGCAGUAUCUCUUGCUCUUCAGAGGGAAAGAUGCUUUUGUCGGACCCAAUGAUACCAUUAGCAUCCAACAUGAUGCAGGACCCGGCGCCUUCCUUCUUUGCCACCCAAGCCCAGUGCCAUCUGACCCGAUCAGCUAUUUAACCUCAACCUCUUCUGACUGGGACCCUGGCUUCCUUGCCCACGACGCUGCUAGCAGCUGGCGGAAUGACUCUGUGUGCUUCCUCCGGGUUCUCUUCAUGGCCGAAGAGACGGUGCCCAUCAUCGGUCGAGAGAAUUCUGGCGUGGAUCGCUAUGGCCUCUACUCUGUGAGAGCCACCGUAGACAAUGGAGUCUUCACCACCAAUCUGUCCUGCAAUUUCUGGGCUGUUCCUCCCGUUCAGGGUCUCUGUGUCAUUUACCCUGCAGUUCAAGAUGGCAAGAUCUAUGUGCCGACCAACCGCACUUGGCUGGUGGUGAAGGUUUCUUCGAGGGUGAAUGCAUCUGCCGGCUGGCUGGGGGGGAACCAGAGCUUCCCCUUCGAAAGGCACUGCCCCCCCACAGUUGCUCCGCUGACGGCAGAGUGUGCCAGGGAAACCAAAGACUCCUGGUUCUCUGUAAUCACACUGGAUGGCAUUGGGCAGAACUUCAGCACUGUCGUGCUGUGGGCAGAGAACGCGGUCAGCUCCCAGAACAUCAGCAUCAUGGUGAAAGCCGAAGAGCCCAUCCGAGGGCUGCGGGCGACCCCAGACCCUGAAACCCGAGUCUUGCUGAACAAACGAGUGAGCUAUGUCCCCAUGAUGGAUGCCGGAUCAGAUGUCACCUUCAGGUGGACGGUGGAUGACAAGCCCUCCUUCACCUUCUACAAUAACGUCUUCAAGGUCGUCUACCAGACACCUGCUGUGUACAAGUUGUCGCUCACAGCCUCCAACCACGUCAGCAACGUCACCGUCAACUACAACAUUACUGUGGAGAAGAUGAACAGGAUGAAGGAUCUGAUGGUCUCUGAGAUCCCCUCGCUGAUCCCUCAGAAUACUACUGUGGACCUGUCUGCUGUGGUUACGGUGGACUCUGCCGUGGACGCCACGUUCUUGUAA
Messenger RNA from Euleptes europaea (tarantolino), 1461 nucleotides. RefSeq names its product polycystin-1-like. Bases 1 to 1461 code for a protein of 486 amino acids. The transcript has 5 exons. The record is from RefSeq and is a predicted model, not a curated record. NCBI's taxonomy places the organism in Eukaryota, Metazoa, Chordata, Lepidosauria, Squamata, Sphaerodactylidae.